Messenger RNA from Gossypium arboreum, 2234 nucleotides. RefSeq names its product sorting nexin 2A-like. The transcript has 5 exons. Bases 386 to 2104 code for a protein of 572 amino acids. The record is from RefSeq and is a predicted model, not a curated record. NCBI's taxonomy places the organism in Eukaryota, Viridiplantae, Streptophyta, Magnoliopsida, Malvales, Malvaceae. Gene Ontology annotation, molecular function: phosphatidylinositol binding.
AAGCUGGUGCUUGUAGUAUAAUGACAGUAGGUGAAGUACAGCUUGGUUAACCCAAAUCCAUGAAAGCAUAAGCCCAAGAGAGGCCCAGCAAGAACACAUCAUCUUGAUUCCAAUUCAAUUGAACACGAGAAAAUUACAAAAAACAAAAGAUCGGUUUCUGUUUCAGUUUAAAGUUAAUCCACAGCUUUUUUGUUCACAAAUUUCCAUGCUCCGUUGCAGGUGCCCCACGCGCUGCUCCAUAUCCCUCCCAUCUACGGCUUCUUCGUGUCCUACAUAGCUCCACCCUGUUGGAGUUGACUCACCCGCAUGAACAUAACCCUAGCUCACUCAAGCUCCUUUUUUUGAUAAUCCCGCUUCUAAGAAAAAACGAAUUAUAUUACACACGAUGAUGGGCUCUGAGAACCCUGGCUUCGAAGAAUCUCACCUUUCCGCUUCCCGUGAAGAAAUGGAAAACCUCGUUCUCGACGACCCGCUCACCACCACCACCGCCACCACCAACAACAACUCCUACUCUAGUUUCCGGAGCGCCAACUCAUCGAUCUCCGACGCCGCCACGCGCCACCCGCUUUCCCCGCCGGUACUCUCCACUCCGGCCGAAUCCGAUCCAUUGCUCUCCCCUCCCGUAUUUCGAAACCCUAAUGCAUCUGAUAACAACUCCUACAUCGAGCCCCCUUCUUACGCUGACGUUAUCUUCAGCCCUUUCGAUGACAACUCCGCCAACGAGAUCAACCGCGUCGAUUCCACUUCUCACGAUCUGGAUUCGUCUUUGACGCUCUCCAGAUCCUCGUCGUCCACCUCUGAUUACAUCAAGAUCACGGUUUCCAACCCUAAGAAGGAGCAAGAGACCACCAAUUCACUUGUGCCCGGAGGUAACACUUACUACACUUACCUAAUUACCACGAGAACCAAUAUUGUGGAUUUUGGGUCAUCCGAAUUUAGUGUCAGGAGAAGGUUUAGGGAUGUAGUCACCUUGUCGGAUCGGUUAGCGGAAUCUUACCGUGGAUAUUUUAUUCCGCCAAGGCCGGACAAAAAUGUGGUUGAAUCUCAGGUGAUGCAGAAGCAAGAAUUUGUGGAGCAAAGAAGGGUUGCAUUGGAGAAAUAUUUGAGGAGGCUGGUGGAGCAUCCUGUCAUUAGACAAAGUGACGAAUUGAAGGUGUUUUUGCAGGUGGAAGGGAGACUUACUUUAUCGAUGAGCACUGAUGUGGCUUCUCGGAUGCUCGAUGGAGCCGUGAAAUUGCCCAAGCAGUUAUUUGGGGAAAGUACUGCAGUGAUGGCGCCACACGAGGUGGUGCAGCCCGCGAAAGGUGGGAGGGAUUUGUUGCGUUUGUUUAAGGAAUUGAGACAGUCUGUUGCAAACGAUUGGGGUGGUUCUAAACCACCUGUAGUGGAGGAGGAUAAGGUAUUUUUGGAGAAGAAAGAGUGGAUUCAUGAUCUUGAGCAGCAAAUAAGCAAUGCUUCUCAGCAGGCUGAGUCUCUUGUUAAAGCACAGCAAGAUAUGGGAGAGACAAUGGGAGAACUAGGAUUGGCGUUUAUUAAGCUGACUAAGUUUGAGAAUGAGGAGGCUAUGUACAAUUCUCAGAGAGUGCGGGCUGCUGACAUGAAAUGUUUGGCAACUGCAGCAGUUAAAGCUAGCAGAUUUUAUCGAGAAUUGAAUGCGCAGACUGUCAAGCAUUUGGAUACACUUCACGAAUAUCUUGGGCUUAUGUUAGCUGUGCAUGGUGCAUUUUCGGAUCGAUCAAGUGCUUUAUUGACAGUUCAAACUCUCCUAUCAGAACUAUCUACACUUCAUGCAAGAGCUGAAAAACUUGAAGCUGCAUCAUCGAAAAUAUUUGGCGGCGACAAAUCUAGGAUUCACAAGAUAGAGGAACUGAAAGAAACUAUAAGGGUUACUGAAGACGCAAAAAAUGUUGCCAUAAGAGAAUAUGAGAGGAUCAAGGAAAAUAACAAGUGUGAACUUGAAAGGCUUGACAAGGAAAGACGCGUUGACUUCUUGAACAUGUUGAAGGGGUUUGUUGUAAAUCAGGUGGGAUAUGCCGAGAAAAUUUCAGAUGUGUGGGCAAAGGUGGCAGAGGAGACGAGUGGAUAUGCAAAAGAUAGCUGUUAAAUGUUUGAAUGUAUAUUCACUUCCUUGUUUUUUUGGUCCUUUAUACUUUUUAAUGAUUAUUGUCCUUGUUAGGUGACAGUUUUAAUAAGAAUAAUAAAAAUGAAGAAAACGGAGGAAGAACUUGGGUUAA